Oncorhynchus masou masou (cherry salmon) is the source of this 376-nucleotide messenger RNA. RefSeq names its product tumor protein p53-inducible protein 11-like. The record is from RefSeq and is a predicted model, not a curated record. The transcript has 5 exons. The annotation marks the transcript as partial. Lineage: Eukaryota; Metazoa; Chordata; Actinopteri; Salmoniformes; Salmonidae.
GGGGAGCGGGCCACGUCCCCAUUGGGGGGAGCGGGCCGGCCACGUCCCCAUUGGGGGGCGCGGGCUCUAUCAAUCUCAGUCAGAUGCUGGGGAAUGACAUCAAGUAUCAGGUGCGAGAGCCUGUUGGUCUAAGGCUCUGGAUCGCCAUCUCUGCGUUUGCCUUCACAGUUAUGGCCUUGAUGGCCCUGGUGUGUCCCAACCAGCUCUAUGAGGUGGUGUUUGAAGAGGAGAUCAGCAACACCAGCAUCUCCAUCAGGCUCUAUGGAGGAGCACUACUCAGUCUGUCCCUCAUCUUGUGGAAUGGAGUGUAUACACAGGAGAAGGUCAUCAUUCAAUGGAUUAAACUAUAACCCAUGACCUCUGACCCCCCCAGGUC